AUGGGUUUCAGGGUCAUUGUUCUGUUUCUAUUCUCCUUGUUUUGCCAAGCUUUGCUUGUGUCCCUGCAACAAGCAGGAGCAGCAAAGUUCCACAAUGUGAGUGGCAUAAGAGGAAGAAAGCCAAUAGUAAUAAGUGGUUGCAAUUUGUUCAUAGGAAGUUGGGUGAUUGACCCUUCUUAUCCUCUCUAUGACUCUUCAAGCUGCCCCUUCAUUGAUGCUGAGUUUGAUUGCCAAAAGUAUGGAAGACCUGACAACCAGUACCUCAAAUACGCUUGGAAACCUGAUUCAUGCAACUUACCCAGGUUUGAUGGAGUGGAUUUCUUGAACAGGUGGAGCGGUAAGAAGAUAAUGUUUGUGGGUGAUUCACUGAGUCUGAACAUGUGGGAAUCACUGUCCUGCAUGAUUCACGCGUCUGUGCCGAAUACCAAGACCAGCUUUUUGAGGAAAGAAGCAUUGUCGACUGUGACCUUCCAGGACUAUGGAGUAACAAUACAACUAUACCGCACACCAUAUUUGGUUGACAUAAUUCGAGAAAACGUUGGCCGAGUGCUCACAUUGAACUCCAUUGUGGCUGGAAAUGCAUGGAAAGGCAUGGACAUGUUGAUUUUCAAUUCUUGGCACUGGUGGACCCACACCGGAAAAACUCAGGGAUGGGAUUAUAUAAGAGAUGGACCCAAUCUGCUCAAGAACAUGGACCGUUUGGAGGCAUACUAUAAGGGAUUGACUACUUGGGCUAGAUGGGUUGAUCUCAAUGUUGAUCCUACCAAAACUAAAGUCUUCUUUCAAGGCAUUUCUCCUACUCAUUAUCAAGGCAAGGAGUGGAAUCAACCGAAAAGAAGUUGUAGUGGAGAACUUGAACCAUUGUCAGGGUCAACAUAUCCAGCAGGUCUACCUCCAGCAACUACCAUAGUGAACACAGUGUUAAAGAAGAUGAAUAAUCCAGUUUAUUUACUUGACAUUACACUCCUUUCACAACUAAGAAAAGAUGCACACCCUUCUGCCUAUAGCGGGGAUCACGCAGGCAAUGACUGCAGCCACUGGUGCUUGCCAGGAUUACCUGAUACUUGGAACCAACUCUUAUAUGCAGCUCUCACCAAGUGAAGGUGAAAGUCCAUACAACUUGAUCAUUUUCUUCAUCCCUUGGUUAUAUAUAUUCAGUUAGUGUCUUUAGAAUAUCUUCCUUAUUUGGAUGAUAAUACUAAGAAGGGGUGAAAAUCAAUUGUAAAAUUUUAGGAUUCUAUAAGAAGAAUAAUUUACAGAGUUCCAAAACAAAAUAAGCUCCUCAGAGAGAUCAAAAUUUUUGCAUAUCAAGAAAACUAUUUUGUAAGGGUAUAAAUUAAUUUUAUUUUAUCACA
This is a messenger RNA of Gastrolobium bilobum, 1355 nucleotides long. Its product is annotated as protein trichome birefringence-like 38. The transcript is spliced from 5 exons. The record is from RefSeq and is a predicted model, not a curated record. Gene Ontology annotation, molecular function: O-acetyltransferase activity. Lineage: Eukaryota; Viridiplantae; Streptophyta; Magnoliopsida; Fabales; Fabaceae. Gene Ontology annotation, cellular component: Golgi apparatus. Bases 1 to 1101 code for a protein of 366 amino acids.